AUGAAAAAGAAGAGGGCUACUAUCGAGGAUCACAUUGUUAUUGAACAUGUCCCGGAAUGGGAUGAAGUGCCGGAAGGCGAGAAAGUUGUAGAUGAGGUUCCUAAAGCUUUGAAACCUAUUCCUAAACCUCCUACAGCGUUUCCUCAAAGACUGGCUAAGAAAGCGAGUGAUGGCAAAUUUCUCAAUUUUAUACAAAAAUUGAAACAACUUUCAAUUUAUAUCCCAUUGGUGGUGGCACUUGAACAAAUGCUUGGGUAUUCGAAAUUCAUGAAACAUCUUGUAACCAAGAGGAGGCAUUAUAGUUUUGAAACAAUGGGGGGUACACAUCAUUAUAGCUCUAUUGUGACAAAAGCUUUGGUUCAAAAGAAACAAGACCCGAGAGCUUUCACCAUUCCUUGCACAAUGGAGAGGUACAAAUUUGCAAAGGCCUUAUGUGAUCUUGGAGCAAGCAUCAACUUGAUGCCACUUGCUAUUUUUAACAAGUUGGGUUUGGGCACUCCCCAACCCACAACUAUGAGGUUGCUAAUAGCGCAUAGAACUGUAAAGAAACGGAUGGCUAUUCUUUAUUAUGUGCUUGUGAGAGUUGACCGAUUCAUUUUUUCAGCCGACUUUAUGAUUUUAGAUUGUGAAGUUAAUUUCGAAGUGCCCAUGAUCUUGGGAAGGCCUUUCUUAGCUAUGGGGCAUUCUCUUAUGGAUGUGGAGAGGGGUGAUUUAAAAUUUAGAAUGAAUAAUGAAGAGAUCACUUUCCAUAUUUGCAAAUCGACAAAACAACCGGCGGAUAUAAGUGUCAUGUCAGUUAUUGAUACAAUUAAUGAAGCCAUGGAGACAACCGUUGAGCAUGAACACAUGGGUGCGAUGUUUGCAACGGUUUUAUUGAACUAUGAGAGGGAAAACGAAAAAGAAUUUGAGAAAACGGUUAAUGCAUUGGUGGGGUUGGGUACAUACAAAUACAAUCCCAAAAAGCUUGAUCUUGAUCUAGAAAACCGUGAGAAGCCUCCCGCAAAGUCCUCUAUCAUUAAGGCUCCCACAUUGGAACUCAAACUUCUUUCUUCACUCUUGAGGUAUGAAUUCCUUGGACCAAACAAUACUUUGCCCGUGAUAAUUUCCGCCUGGUUGAUGGAUGAGCAAAAAGAGCGACUAAUGGUGAUCUUGAUAAAGUACAAAAAGGCAAUUAGGUGGUGUAUUGCGAAUAUUCCAGGAUUUUCUCCUGGAAUUUGCACUCAUAAAUCCAACUUGAUUAAGAUUGUGAACCGAUUGUUGAGCACCAAAAGAGAUUGA
Lycium barbarum (goji berry) is the source of this 1278-nucleotide messenger RNA. RefSeq lists its product as uncharacterized. The coding region runs from base 1 to 1278 and encodes 425 amino acids. The transcript has a single exon. NCBI's taxonomy places the organism in Eukaryota, Viridiplantae, Streptophyta, Magnoliopsida, Solanales, Solanaceae. The record is from RefSeq and is a predicted model, not a curated record.